AUGCGUUGUGGUUGGGUGUUGCUGUCUCUGGCUACAGUAAUCUCGGCCCAUCAAUGUUCGUACAAGCCCCCAGGACAGGGCGAUGUUAUAGUAAGUCGGCGUGAAGCCAGAGCCAUCAGACGCCCCAGAAGCGUGCCGGACAAGUUCCACAUUCACACAGUGUUCGACCACUCGGUUACGGAAGACUUGUCCCAAAACUUGUCAUCCCAUGUCAAGGUGAAUAUAAAUUUUAUUUACGCUUUGAUCUUAUUAUGGGACAGAAUCUUGAUCUUCCUCACGAUAGUACCAUGAAGAAUCUAUUUUAGUUUACAUCCAUAUAUACAUAAUAGUAUAGAAAGGUUUAGUUGUAAGGCUUUUUUUUAAAAUUAUUUUUGAUUAUAUUAUGAGUGCCACUUUGAUUUUAAUAAACUGACGUGCCUGUGAUUAAUGAUACCCAUUCCAGAAUUUCCUCAUCCCUCACGCCAUCGAGUACUGGACACGGAAUUUGAGAUUGAAAGGCGGAGGAAUAAAUGGGAUUACGCUGGAAAGGUGGGUUGUUGUUGUUGUUUAAUUAUGCAUUGCAGGGGGUGCAUAGCGAGAAGCGAGUAUCCCUGGGGAAAUCGACGUGUCUGCUCGUUAGGAUGUUUACCUGAGACCAAAUGUGGAGAGGCGGUCAUUCCAGAACAACACCUCUACGUAAGUGAUUCCGUGAAAUCUGUGCAAGUUUAGUACUUUAACGCAUCUACUGCAAUAUCAGCUGUUGUACUUCCAAACAUCCUAAUAAAAGAUGGCAAUAACUCCAUAUGACAUCCUAGUUUCAUAAUAUAGUAAAUAUUUGCAGCCAUGUUUGAGCAGAAAACUGUUGAUUAACACAUCACCGGCCAAACAUGUCAUGACCAACUUCAUACUGUAUAUCACUGCCUUGAACUCGACUAGAUGCAAUGACAUGGCCACAGUUUCAUACGCAGUGCAUUGUCAGCAAGAUGCCACCAAAAGGUGAGUUAACUUUUGAAGAUUAUAUUGUGAAUCCGAAUAUAUUUUCAUGUACACUCAACUAUUUACUUUUUAAAAUUUUUAAAAAUUAAAAAAAUAUUUUUAGACCUAUAGCCGGCAAUGUGAAUAUCUGUCCUGCAUCUUUGUCAACUCGACCACACGACCAGGAGCUUUUAAUCUCGACUAUCAAACACGAAAUUGCACAUGCAUUGGUGUUUUCCGAUGCCUUAUUCAAAGAUUUUCCCAAAGUAAGUGACGUUAUCAAUGACAUGAAUAGAACAAACCAAUCGUUUCUGUUUGUUUAUUAUGACAAUAGUGAAACUAAUAACUUUUAAAACUACCUAAAUAAAUCGUUCCAGAAUCCCAUCAAGACCAUAAAGAGAGAUUGGCCCAUGAAGAACGGUCACGUUGUGCAACGACGCCAUCACGUCAUAGCGUCACCUAAGGUCGCGGAAGAAGUUCAACGUCAUUUCAACUGCAGUGAUCUUAUUGGAGCUGAGCUUGAAGAUCAAGGAGGCUACGGUACGUCGAUGGUGCACUGGGAGAAGCGGAUCUUUGAAAACGAAGCCAUGACUGGCACUCACACCCAGAACCCUGUCUACAGCAGGAUCACGUUGGCGUUGUUCGAAGACAGUGGAUGGUAUGAAGUGUCGUACGAGUAAGUGAGCACACAAUUUAUUAAAGUGCAUAUACAAUAUCAUUAUAUUCAUAUGGGAUUUCAAUAACAGCAUCAGCUUAACUAUGAUAUACGUUCACAUUACAGAUCAUCUGAGCCGUUUAUGUACGGUAGAAACCUUGGCUGCGACUUCGUACAGCUGACUUGCGGGGAAUGGAUACGAACACGGAGAGAACAGUAGGUUUUGGUCAGAUUGUAAUGUCAGCGGAUGAUAGAGUCUGAUAGCAGAUGAUAUUUGCAGAGGAUUCUCGAUAAUGCCAUUCUGUCAGGACCCUAAACAUGACGGCACCAAGUCGCUGGCCGUAACGAGCUGCACCAGCGAGCGUAAUGCUCUUUCCUUCUGCAAUCUGGUGCCCUACGAAGACGAGUUAGUAUCAUAUUACCAGUACUUUGACCACCUCAAGGGCAUACCUGAUGAAAGGGUACCACUGUAUGGUGGGUCAGUGGAACUGGCAGACUUCUGUCCCUUCUUCCAAGCCUUCACCUGGAGGGAUCCAGCAGCUACACAGCCCCUGUUCAGAGAUUCCAGAUGCUCACUAGACAUAAACACCCCCUCCGUAGCCAACAACCCCAUAAUGGAGGUGUACGGUAACGCCUCCAAGUGCUUCGAUUUGCUUAUUACUUGGACUGAAAGGAAAUGUGGCAGAGUAAAGACUUUCUCUCAGAACCUAGCUGGAUGCUACAAAGUAAGGGAAUUAUACUCAAAAUAGUUGUUUUAAUAUACACACUAGCAAUCGAAAGUCUUUUCUAUAGUAAUAUUCAAAUUUUAGUACAAAUGUGAAGAAGGCAGAUUACACGUCGGAGUAGCUAAUAGUAAUGCGUAUUAUCCGUGUUAUCACCAAGGUCAACAUGUACACGUAAACCAAGUGAGUGUCAACAUUGUAAAACGUAAAAUAUCGUUCGAACACGUUGAACUUUCAACCAUCAUCGUUUUGAACUUUAUAAUCGAGCAAAUCUACUUUAAUAUUAACAUUGCAGAUAGUAAACGGGUGGCUGCGACAAGGCAUUCUACUGUGUCCAUCGUGCGCUGAAGUCUGUGAACCAGAAGAAGAAGCCGGCUUCUGUGUCGAGGAUCGAGAGCCACCUCAUCAGUUCAUCGGCGACGAACCUUUGGCCGAGCCUUGUUCAGCUUGCAGUUUUUGUGAACGGGUCCUUAUGAUAAUGUCCUUCAUUUUUGUUUUAACUCACAUACCGGUUGUCUAG
Messenger RNA from Bursaphelenchus okinawaensis, 2851 nucleotides. The record is from the annotation of a GenBank genome assembly. Lineage: Eukaryota; Metazoa; Nematoda; Chromadorea; Rhabditida; Aphelenchoididae.